Messenger RNA from Ahaetulla prasina, 1090 nucleotides. Its product is annotated as histone H4. The coding region runs from base 14 to 325 and encodes 103 amino acids. Gene Ontology annotation, molecular function: structural constituent of chromatin; DNA binding; protein heterodimerization activity. Lineage: Eukaryota; Metazoa; Chordata; Lepidosauria; Squamata; Colubridae. Gene Ontology annotation, cellular component: nucleosome. The record is from RefSeq and is a predicted model, not a curated record. Gene Ontology annotation, biological process: nucleosome assembly. The transcript has a single exon.
GAUCGCUUUUGUCAUGUCUGGUCGUGGGAAAGGCGGAAAAGGUCUUGGAAAAGGUGGUGCCAAGAGGCACCGGAAAGUGCUCCGCGACAACAUCCAAGGCAUCACCAAGCCUGCUAUACGCCGUCUGGCUCGCCGUGGAGGUGUGAAGCGUAUUUCGGGCUUGAUUUACGAAGAGACUCGUGGUGUACUGAAGGUCUUUUUGGAGAAUGUUAUUCGGGAUGCUGUGACCUAUACCGAGCACGCGAAGAGAAAGACUGUAACUGCUAUGGAUGUUGUUUAUGCUUUGAAACGCCAAGGUCGUACUCUGUACGGUUUUGGUGGAUAAGUGUACGUUUCAUCUAUAUUGAUCUAAAAAGGCCCUUAUCAGGGCCACCCAUGCGUUCAUAAAAAGAGCUCUGCUCGCUUAUGGAUACGAGUAUAAGAUGUUGAACGUGUUCGCUUGUGGGUGUAAAUUGUAUGUAAAAUACUGGAAGGAACACUGGGAGAAGAGGCACAUUAGUCCACGAUGGCAGAAAAAUCGGAAAUCUGGUCGGGAAAUUCAGAGGAACAUUGUAAUCUCAGGAAUUGAUACAAGCUCUUUGAAUAGAAAGUGACACCCUCUGAAACUGUUAAAAUGUACGUAAAUGUUUGGUCCAUUCAUGUAUCACUUUUAAGAAAACGAAGCAUCCUUUAAAAAUUAAGCCGUUUGCAGGACCUCCCUGCUGGCUCACAACUGAAGAGAAACGCGAAUGGCUCGAUUUCUCUUCCCCGUCCCCCGGACUAUUUAGGCUGGUUCUCAUUUCGUGCCAUCUUUUCAAUAGCCUCUUUCUCCCCCCCCCCCCUUAUUUCUGCCACUAAAAGUAAUUGCUCUCACAUUUCCUAAGCUAGACGUGUUUUCUCCUGCCCCCUCCCUCCCUUUACAUUGCUAAUAGCAGAAAAAUGGAAGGAUCUGUUUAGGACCACGUGGGUACUUCUGCCAAUCGCAAUGCAGCAGGGAAUGUUUCAAUUCAUGGCGCAGACCGGACAAAGUGGUGAGGCAACCGAAGGGGCGCGCUUUCAAUUGUUCUUUCUCCCGGUUCUUGAUUAUGAAUCCCAAGAUUAAGCUUGAUGG